Messenger RNA from Frieseomelitta varia, 2322 nucleotides. Its product is annotated as protein O-mannosyl-transferase TMTC4-like. The record is from RefSeq and is a predicted model, not a curated record. The transcript has 9 exons. NCBI's taxonomy places the organism in Eukaryota, Metazoa, Arthropoda, Insecta, Hymenoptera, Apidae. Gene Ontology annotation, molecular function: mannosyltransferase activity; protein binding. Bases 184 to 2322 code for a protein of 712 amino acids. Gene Ontology annotation, cellular component: endoplasmic reticulum. Gene Ontology annotation, biological process: protein O-linked glycosylation via mannose; endoplasmic reticulum unfolded protein response.
UGCGGUUGUAUCUUGUGCUUAAUCGAUAACGUUGAUAAUUUACAUGAAAAUGGUAAAGAACAUUCACAAAUCCCUGAAUCAUUUAAUAAAAAAUACAAAGAUACAGAAACUUUAAAUUGAAAAGAAUAGAUUUAUGAAAAAUUGAAGAUGGAUAUUUGAUAGAAUUUGUUACAGGAAAACAACAUGUCAUUGAAAACAAGUUCUAAAUUACCAGAUGUUCCGUUACCACUUUCUUUAAUUAUAAUCGCUGCAUUAUCUCUAUGUUUUAUUAAUAGUUACAAUGGUGAAUUUGUAUUUGAUGAUUCUGAAGCCAUUGUGCACAAUGAAGAUGUACAAACUACCUCUUUGAUGGAUGUGUUUAAAAAUGAUUUUUGGGGUACAAGACUGACGCAUAAGCAGAGCCAUAAGUCAUAUAGACCACUCACAAUUUUAUCCUUUAGAUUACAUUUUUGGCUUCGCAAGAAAUUAAUAGCUCAAGAUUAUCACAUAGUGAAUAUAAUACUUCAUGCCAUUGUUUCUGUAUUAAUGUUACCAGUAUUUAAUAUACUUUUAAACACAAAAGAAAGAAGUACAACAUUUUAUGCUACUGCAUUGUUUGCUGUUCAUCCAGUACAUACAGAAGCUGUUUCAGGCAUUGUAGGUAGAGCAGAAUUAUUAUGUGCUCUAUUUAUGUGGAUAUCCAUUAUACUUUAUUACUAUUCAAUCUAUGCAAGAAGAUUACUACACAGAUGGCUCAGUAUGUGUGGUUGUAUUACAUCUGUUGCAAUUGCAAUGCUGUGUAAAGAAACAGGCAUUACUACAAUGGGAAUUUGUUGUAUAUAUGACAUUAUAAUAGUGAACAAGUUGUAUCCACAUCAAAUAAUAUUAAAACCUUCUUAUAAACAAAUGAAGAAUUUUAUCAAUCAAAAACGAAAAUUAUUAAUUAGACUUUUCAUACUUUUUUUGUCUAGUUUAAUGCUCAUGAUUUCAAGAUUUAGUAUAAUGGGAUUUAAAGCACCAAACUUUCAACCCGUGGAUAAUCCAGCAUCAUUUAUGAACAAUAUAUUUUUACGAAUAUUAAAUUACAGCUACAUUUAUUGUUUAAACAUAUGGCUUUUAAUAUGUCCUGAGUGGUUGUGCUUUGAUUGGUCAAUGGGCUGUAUACCAUUAAUCAUUAAUUUUAAUGAUAAAAGAAUACUUUUUGUUCUUUUAUUCUGGUUAAUACUUGGUGCUAUGUUUAUAUAUAUCUUUAAUUCUUAUCAGGACAACUUUUUAAGAUAUUCAAUUAUGGGACUGACAAUGCUCAUUAUUCCAUUUCUACCAGCCAGCAAUAUCUUCUUCAAUGUUGGUUUCGUUUUGGCAGAGAGAACACUAUACAUUCCCUCUGUUGGUUAUUGCCUUUUACUUGUUAUAGGAUUACAAAAACUAUGUAAUCGUAUUCCUGUGCAAUACAUGCUAUUCUCCUAUGUAGCUUUAGUUUCGUUGUUUUUUAUGAGAUCAUUAAUAAGGAGUGACCAAUGGAGAAGUGAAACUACAUUAUUUCGAUCAGCAUUACACGUUUGUCCAUUGAAUGCAAAAGUGCAUUAUAAUAUUGCGAAAAAUGCGGCUGAUGCCGGAAAUUCUACGUUAGCGCAAUGUGAAUACGAGGAAGCUUUGAGAUUAAAUCCUAAAUAUGCUCAAGCCAUGAAUAAUCUUGGGAAUUUACUCAAAGAUCAAGGAAAAUAUUUAGAAGCAGUGACAUUGUUUAAACGAGCUAUUGAGUUACAGGAGGAUUUUGCCACUGCAUGGAUGAAUUUAGGCAUUGUUUUGUCAUCACUAAAGAAAUACGAAGAAUCAGAAAAAAGUUACUUAACUGCAUUGAGUUACAGAAGCAAAUAUCCUGAUUGCUUUUAUAAUCUAGGCGUUAUGUAUUUGGAGCAGAAAAAUUAUGACAAAGCGUUGAAAGCUUGGGAAUCUGCUACUAAACAAAGAACUACACAUAGAAGAGCAUGGACCAAUACGAUAUUACUUCUUGACGAUUUAGGAAUGCGUGACAACGCAUUAAAAAUAGGAAACCAAGCUUUACAAUACUUACCAGAUGACGCAUCUAUUCAUUUCAACAUUGCAAACAUAUUGGGGAAAGCAGGAAAUUUUGUGGAGGCAGAAGUGCAUUUUAAAAAUGCAAUAUCAAGAAAUCCUAAAGAUGCUAUGUUUUAUACGAACUUAGGUGUAUUGUAUCAUAGAUGGAAAAAGUUCAACGAAGCGGAAAAUAUGUAUAAGAAAGCAUUAGAAAUCAAACCAGAAUUAAAUAGUGCAAAGGAGAAUUUAAGAAAACUGUAUUCUCUGAAAACUUCAAUAAAAUAA